Molecule: messenger RNA, 1992 nt
Organism: Emiliania huxleyi CCMP1516
Lineage: Eukaryota; Haptophyta; Isochrysidales; Noelaerhabdaceae
Exons: 5
Coding region: 211-1200 (329 amino acids)
Biological process (GO): beta-D-galactose catabolic process via UDP-galactose, Leloir pathway; glucose metabolic process
Molecular function (GO): carbohydrate binding; aldose 1-epimerase activity
Source: RefSeq, a predicted model, not a curated record
GCCUGGCGGAGGCUCGGAGGCGCGGCGCUCGGCGGCGCCGCGGCGCUGGCUCUGCAGCAGGGCGGCGGCGGCACGCAUUGCCGGACCGAUCGGCGGCCGCUGCCGCUGCUCUCGCGGCUGGACAGCAACAAGCACCCGGACGACGAGAAGGUGUUGGGAGUGGACCCGUCUGGCAAGUCGGUGGUCUUGAGGACGCUGAAGAACGGGGCGAUGCGGGUCCGCGUGAUGGACUGGGGCGCUACCAUCACCUCAGUGCGUGUGCCCGACAAGGAUGGCGUUGUCGGCGAGGUGGCGCUCGGCUUCGACGAGCUGGCGCCGUACGUGGACGGGAGGAGCCCGUAUUUUGGCUGCGUCGCGGGCCGGUACGCCAACCGGAUACAGGGAGGCCGCUUUCAGCUUGACGGGCAGGGCUACACCCUCGUGACCAACAACGGCCCGAACGCCCUCCACGGCGGGCUGGUCGGUUUCGACAAGCGGCACUGGGUGUGCCAGGCGGCGAGCGACACGUCGGUGACGCUCGCGCUCCUCUCGGAGGACGGUGAGGAGGGGUACCCCGGCAACCUGCUCGCCAAGGUCACCUACUCCCUUCCGACAGAGGGCGAGCUGCGGAUGGAGUACGAGGCGGUGUGCGACAAGCCGACGGUGGUCAACCUGACCAACCACUCGUACUGGAACCUGCAGGACGGCGGGGCGAGGUCGGUCAAGCAGCACGAGGUCCAGCUCGCCGCGCGGCUCUACACGCCGGUCGACGAGACCUCGAUCCCGACCGGCGAGGUGCGGGCCGUCGGCGGUGCGAUGGACCUCACCUCGCCUACGCCGAUCGGGAAGGGGCUCGCGCAAGCGGACGGCGGGAUGGGGUACGACCACAACUACGUGCUCACCUCGCCGCCGCGCCAAGACGGGCUCCGCGCGUGCGGCCGCGUCUACGAGCCGACGAGCGGCCGCUGCAUGACUGUGACGACGGACCAGCCCGGCGUCCAGUUCUACACGGCCGGCUAUCUGGACGGCUCGCUCGAGGGGCGAGGCGGUGCUAAGUACCACAAGUUCGCGGGCUUCUGCCUCGAGACGCAGCACUUCCCCGACAGCCCAAACCACCCGCACUUCCCCUCGACGGUGCUGCGGCGCGGCGAGGUGUACCGCACCACCACAGUCUACAAGUUCGACGCCUCGCCGUCUCCGCCGACGGGCCCCAUCGCAUGACACCCUGAAUCUCUUCCCUCUGUCGGCGCCCAGGGGCGCCGACAGAGUGGGUACACGCGAGCUUUGUGCACUCUCCCCCUCGGCGAGACUGGCACAGGGCCAACGCACAGCGGGGCUUGCUCGCUCUUGUGCUCACAGUCUGCAAUCCAAGCAGCGCAGCUUUGAGUUUAUUUUUGGAGUCCCGACUGUCGAGUCAACGGUCGCAGCGCGUCGGUCACACACGCGACACACGCACUCCCACCCCACACAAGCACAACAGGUCAACAGCUCGCUCGCGUCUUGUACUACGUCUCUCGCGGAUAUUACAGUAUUGCGUUCCUAAGCGGCUCGAGCCAGCCCACAGCCCAGGCGCUCAAAUCCCACCCCCAGCCUUCGGCGUCACCGUCGACACCAUCCUUUGCAGCUGCGAAAACGCUCGCGGCGUCGCGCACAGCCGGCGGACAAUCGGCGGCGCGAGUCGUCGCUGUGAGCGAGGACCAGCUACCGCAGCAGGAGCCCGGCUUGAAGCUCGGCGCGAGCCGCAGGCCAAAGGGGAGGCCGCGCAGUGCAGGCGACGCGAGCCCGUCGGGCAGGAACAUCGACUGCACGUCUUGCUUGGUGGUCACAACGUCGUUGGUCGCGGCGAACGCCCAAUACUUGCGCGCUGCAACGUCGAUGAGCACCUUGAAGAAGCCCGAUGGGAUGCGGAAGGGCGAAGUGGCGCCCGCGCCGCACGGCUGGGUCGUCGGCGUCUCGUCCUGGGGCAGGUCCGGGUCGUUGGCGCCGGGCGCUAUGCAGCGGUUCGAGCCAUCA